Pistacia vera is the source of this 667-nucleotide messenger RNA. RefSeq lists its product as uncharacterized. Bases 156 to 413 code for a protein of 85 amino acids. The record is from RefSeq and is a predicted model, not a curated record. The transcript has 3 exons. NCBI's taxonomy places the organism in Eukaryota, Viridiplantae, Streptophyta, Magnoliopsida, Sapindales, Anacardiaceae.
AACUUCACACACUUACGGCACGUGUGAAAGCGGAAAGACGGAACGGUCCUCGCUUCGACGCCAUAACCACACACAGUGACCAGCUUUAUCGAACAAUUCGAAGAGAAGCUUGUUUACAUCUCUUCUUCAGUGUUACUUUUUUCUCAGUUGAAUCAAUGGGAGGAGCAGAGCAUGGACACGGAGGAGAGGGGGCCCACGGUGAUUUCAGGGCCAAGGUGUGGACCAUGGCAGGUGGCCCAAACUGUAGGCCCAAGCACUGGAAGCGCAACACGGCCAUUGCCAUGGCUGGCAUUUUCCUUAUUUGCAUUCCUAUUGCCAUGAAAUCCGCCGAGCUCGAGCAACGGCCUCAUCAUCCUGUUCGCCCAAUCCCAUCCCAGCUCUGGUGUAAGAAUUUUGGAACCAAAGACUACUGAAGUUUUUCAGGAUCACCAAGUGGAAAAGUACUUGUAGAGGUCUUUGGCAAAGAUUGCUUGUAUUUUUGAUUGUCCGGUUUUAGUAGCCUUAUAUGACUUGCUUGGUAAUGUUUUCAAAGAUUUGAAUCUCCUUCUUCUGGCGUGGAUAGUAUCAUGAUUAUAUUAUCAAUAAGUUGCAGAAUGUCGCGCUUCUUGUUAUCAUAAAGAUGUUAUGACUGUUAUUGAAAUUGUGAUAUAGAUCUUGCUUUCAUUAA